Messenger RNA from Hibiscus syriacus, 1069 nucleotides. Its product is annotated as arogenate dehydrogenase 1, chloroplastic-like. NCBI's taxonomy places the organism in Eukaryota, Viridiplantae, Streptophyta, Magnoliopsida, Malvales, Malvaceae. Gene Ontology annotation, molecular function: arogenate dehydrogenase (NADP+) activity; NAD+ binding; prephenate dehydrogenase (NAD+) activity. The record is from RefSeq and is a predicted model, not a curated record. The transcript is spliced from 7 exons. Bases 16 to 825 code for a protein of 269 amino acids. Gene Ontology annotation, biological process: L-tyrosine biosynthetic process.
CUGUGUUUGUCAGCCAUGUCUUCUUCUUCCUUGCCUCCACAAACUCUAAAAGUAGGCAUCGUGGGUUUCGGCACAUUUGGGCAGUUCCUGGCAAAGACAAUGAUCAAACAAGGUCAUACCAUAAGGGCUACUUCUCGGACUGAUCAUUCCCACCUCUGUCAUCAAUUGGGUGUUUCCUUCUUCAGGGAUGUACUUUCAUUUCUUGAAGCAGAUAAUGAUGUGAUAUUGGUAUCCACAUCAAUCCUAUCUCUAUCGGAGGUGCUCAGGUCAAUGCCUUUACAUUGCCUUAAACGCCGGACACUGUUCGUCGACGUGCUUUCGGUUAAAGAACACCCGAGAAACGUUCUAUUGCAGGUUUUGCCAGAGGAGAUGGAUGUGCUCUGCACUCAUCCCAUGUUUGGACCUGAAAGUGGCAAAAACGGGUGGAAAGAUCUUCCUUUUGUGUAUGAGAGAGUUCGGGUGAGGGAUGAACCCAGGUGCUCCAGCUUCUUACAAAUCUUUGAGUCCGAGGGUUGCAGAAUGGUGGAAAUGUCCUGCGAAGAACAUGACAAACUGGCUGCUAGAAGUCAAUUUCUUUCCCAUGCUAUCGGCAGGAUUUUGUCAGAAAUGGGAAUCGAAUCGACAUCCAUGAACACGAAAAGCUUCGAAACACUAGUUAAAUUGAAAGAGAGCACUGUCAAUGACAGUUUCGAUCUGUUCGGUGGAUUAUUCAUCCAUAACAGGUUUGCUCAGCAAGAGUUGAUGAACCUAGAACAUUCUUUCGAAAUGGUCAAGCAGAGGCUGCUAAAGAGGAUGAGUGAAGAACAAAAUCUCAACAAGGUCUGACCAUGGCACGGGCCCUUGCUAACAAGACCAUUCUAGUAAUUUAUCAACUCCAUUUCUGGUGUUUAAAUGGAUUCCUAGACUGUAAUAAUAGUCCAAGCAAGCCACAUGAUAGGUGAAAGUUGAUGAAUACAAAAAUGUAAGUGGCUUCGCUAGGCUAAGUCCUUGAUGCCAAAAUCUACAUAAGCAAACAGAUACACAGAAAGAGUUCUUAACCCAACUUAUCUUGUUUCUCGGAAAGACUACU